Lathyrus oleraceus (garden pea) is the source of this 894-nucleotide messenger RNA. RefSeq lists its product as uncharacterized. The record is from RefSeq and is a predicted model, not a curated record. Lineage: Eukaryota; Viridiplantae; Streptophyta; Magnoliopsida; Fabales; Fabaceae. The transcript is spliced from 3 exons. The coding region runs from base 1 to 894 and encodes 297 amino acids.
AUGGUAGAAGAGGCAUUGCAUCUUAUUGUCAAAGAAGUAGCAUUUGGUUUGGGACCCGGAUGGUUUUUAAGGAAGUUCCUAGAGGAAAAUGUUUGGGAGUUAGAGAAAGAAGGAAAAUGGGAGCCUUUUGGCGUUGUUCUAGCUCUUAUUAUCUAUGGACUCUCCAUGUUCCCUAAUGAUGAUGAAUUUAUAGAUCCAUUACUAUCAGUGUGUUCUUGGAGAAAGAUUUGGUUCCUACAGAAAUAUACCUCAGAAGUGUUCUUGGGAGGAGUUCCUAAAGAAUUUGAAGUGGUCUUAAAAGUUAUUACCAGUUGUGGGGAAUUCCCAAAUGUUCCUCUUAUAGGACCCCGAGGUUAUAUCAACUAUAAUUUAACCUUGUCCCUAAGACAAUUCAGAUAUCCUUUAGAGGAUGAACCAAAGAGAGAAUCCUUGAAAGACUUCAUCUUACCUGGCAUGGGAAUGGAGAAUCCCGACUUGUUGAGAAAGAUAAAAAAAUCUUGGAGUCAGAUUCACAAAAAGGGAAAAGAGCUAGGUAAAAGAGACUGCCGAGCAAAAGAGCCUUAUCAGCAAUGGGUGAUCAAAAGGGUGGAAGAAGUCAAGCUACCUUUCAGCAUCAAGGUUCUAAUCACGCCUCUAAAGCUUGAUCCUACUCAUUUUCCCAAAGAAAAAGUUGAUAAAUUGAGGGACACGAUCGUAUGGUUGACUAAAGAGAACGAAGAACUGCGAUUCAAACUCAAUAUAAAAACUAGGGAAAAUAUGAGACUCAAAAGAAACAAUGAAGUUGAUAUAGAGCUAUUUGUCGAAAGUAAGAAAAAGGCCAAAAUUGCUGAAGACCUCAAAGAAAAAUACCAAUAUGGCUUAGCAAGGGUUGACCUUGGGUUGAGUUCACUUUGA